Molecule: messenger RNA, 1459 nt
Organism: Fomitopsis serialis
Lineage: Eukaryota; Fungi; Basidiomycota; Agaricomycetes; Polyporales; Fomitopsidaceae
Exons: 5
Coding region: 52-1347 (431 amino acids)
Source: RefSeq, a predicted model, not a curated record
UGCGCGUCUCUGGUGCAUUCCGCAAGGUAUGAACCCAGAUCAUUCCCCGACAUGGCAACAGCCGCCACGAGUAUUGUUUUUGUGAUUGACAGAGCAUCUCAGAGAACACCGCGGGAGCUUGCAGAUCCGUUGCGGUGGACUGGCUGGUUGAAGUACACGAUGCCUCCGAAUAUAGCUGAUGCGUAUAUGGCGGAUGAGCGCCUUUAUCAACAUAUUUACAACUACGCUGAGGUCGCGCAGCAGCGCUCUCUACCAUCGCGUGCACAAAGAGAAUCGGACAGGGAAGUUGCAAUCUCCGAACAGCUUCUCUGGAUACAUCGUCUACAACACCGGCGCCCAGGUAGUACAGUGUUUGUUAUUACUUGGACGCAGUUUCGGGAUCUCGUCCUCGCUUCAAAUGGGGGUGAUCCAAAUCAUUUACUGCAUGAAUUGGCAAAGAUCAAUGCUGGUCUGCUGAUCCAUGGUGGUACAGACCUGACAAUUGAUUAUAGGACACCAUCUGGACGUGACACAUUCCAAUCAGUGGAAGAGGAGGAACUCUACAUCGAACGACUCCGGAUGCUGUCUAGGUGUUUUCCAGUCUGGCCACCCGUGCGCGAGCUUCGCACAGCAGCUCGGAAGCUCCAAAUAAUGCACGAUCUCGACCACAUCGCUCGAGAAAUCACCAAGUCACCCCGUCCUCACACUGUCUUGUAUAACGGGGGCCGGACACAGGGUGACUGCGUUUACAAGCGCGAGGGGAGCAAGAAUAGCGACCGUUUCUACCGUGGAAAGCUGAAGCCGAAGAGGAAGAUUGACGAAGACAUCGAGCUAACAGGAGGGCGAUGGAGGUGGAUGGAGCAAAAAGAAAUUCCACUCCUGUGCAACACCGGCGAGCUGCGCGUGUAUGUUGCCGGCUCAGCCGUGCAGCACGCGGUGCAUACAAUCCGGUUGCCUCAUGGUGGAUUCGUGUCCUCAGUACUGAGAGAUUGCUUACUUCCACAAGACAUGAUAGUCAACAGAGCUAGUGGAUGCUUCGCCAGAUCUGGAGGCUCAGAAGCCAUCCGAACUACUGCUCGAGAAUUGCUUGAGUGGUUCGUACUCAACACCGUUGACGGACUCGCAAUGCAGGAGGUUGCUGCGCUGGGGCUGGGAGAGUCUUCACUGCUCCAAUACGCGCGAGUUGAUCUAGGCGUAAUGCGUGGAGAGGAUGGCAAACUCCACUGGUUUGUCAAUCAAGUCGCACGCGGGCUGGGGGCCGGGCUCUUUGCUGCGAAGGAUCCGAAUGCUGCUCUGCAAGUGAUUGAUUCGGUGCUGGAGUCGGUACUGAAGUGGCGGAGGGACUGGACUGCUGAUCCUUCACGAUAAUAUACUUAUGGCUUCUGUUAAUCUCGAAGCAACCACCAUCAUGACCGUAGAGAUGACAGUCACCAAAUUGUAAUGCUCUGAGCCGUUCACGUUAUCUCAGAGUCGACUGGCC